AGAAUGAUAACUCGGCGAAUCGUAUCAUUUCUGACAUGCUUGUCCCUGUUAUCACUCACAAUUAAUGCUCAAUAUCAAGUGAAUAGUCAGAAUCAGAACCCAUAUCAACAACAACAAUACGGACAACAAACUCAGAAUCAGCAACAAAAUCGAAAUCAGAAUACGAAUACUAAUACGAAUACUGGAUAUGGGACUCAAUCUCAAAACUAUGGAAACGCAAACUCGAACUCGUGGGGAUCUGCUGCCGCAAAUGUAGCAAAUACUCUGCAAACUGGAUACCAAAAUAUUCAAAAUAGAGGAUUAUUCAAUAAUCAAUCCCCAUUCGGAGCAACCAGCAAUAAUACGAACUCUAAUUCAAACAAAGGAGUAACAAUUCAAUUCCAACUUCGUGGAUAUUCAAAUCCUUCAUCUGCACUUCCAAACAGUCAAACAUGUACCUGUCCAAGUGGAUACACGUGUUCAUUCCUCAAAACUUCCCCGAGAUGUUACUUUGCAUUCACAUUUAUUGUUUCAUCUCCAGAUGAAAGUGUUCGUUAUCAAAUCACUGACUUCUUCUAUUUGGACACAAAUGGUCAACUUCCACAAUCUUCUCAAGGACAGUGGAGCCAGAAUUAUGUGAUGAACUUGCCAUCCAAGCCAGCUGCCAUUGAUGUAUUCGCUCAUCACUUGGGAGCAGUCAUCACUCAAACUGGUCAAUUGGUUCAAGAUGACACUUUGACUCAUGUCGACACAUUUGUGGUUCCACUUUCAGACACACUUCCAGCUGUCGAAGGAGUGCAGAAUAUGAAUCAGCAGAGAACUUAUCAAGGAAAACUUUUGGGUACCAGUUUAUCCAUGUCAUUUUCCAUUUCUUGCUCUGGCUCUUUGAUUGGACCAUCAUGUGAUCUUACGUGCAAAGCUUCUCACGUGAAUGCAAAUGUUGCUGCUUGUGUAUCAAAUUCAACUGGAUUCUUCUCAAUCUGUAAUUAUAUUACCAAUGGACAAGUGGAUAACUGCAAGAAUUGUCCAUGGGGAAUUAAAGAUAAUACUUAUUGUCAAGAUGAUCAUGGAAGUGUACUUGAUCCAAGUGAAGCGGGACUCGUUGGAAUGGGAUGGAGAACAGCAACUAUUAUUCUUGCAAUUCUCACAUUCCUUUUCCUUUUACUUCUUUGUGCUCUUGCUCUCUUCACGUGUGUCAGAAGUCGCCAAGCCCCAGCUGAAAAAGAAAUGACAACAUUUAAUAGAACAUCAAGUGAUAGAGAACCUCUUCACAGUGAAAAACAUAGAGAAGCAGCUGCUUAUAGACAAGAUUCAACUGAUCGAAGACCAAUGAUGCCACCUGCACAGGAUGCUAAACCAAUUAACGACCCACUGUACACCUCUGUCUAAAAACUGUCCUUCUUCUUCCCAGCCGUCUUUCAAUUGAUCUCCCAUUCAUCCAUCAUCUUCAACCUCAAAAAAAAAAAAAAAAACUCUUGGAUCUGCAAUGCGAAAACCAUAUUCUCCAGUAAACUCUGGUGAACGAGACGAUUCAAGUUUUGCGAGUGACGUUCCGGUUCGGCCGAGUCGAAGUGAAGUUGUCUAAAAUUUUCUUAUUUUUCUAGUCUCACCAUUUUACUUUCUUGAAACCCAGUUUUUUCCCAUUUUUCUUUCAUUGAAAUAUUGAUUAUUUUAUUGAUUUCCGGUUGCAAUUACUCUUGGUUUUCUCUAUUGUUCAUACGCGAAUUUCUCAAUUUUAAUGAGAAAUUUCCGUUUCUUUUUUUUUGAAGAUAUAUUCCGAUUCUCUAUCAAAAUGUUCACUAUAAAGUGCCACUUCAUGACCUCAAUUCCUUGACUACAAUAUUGUUGACUUUGAAAAUAUUUAAUAAACAUUUAACUAUAAAAAUUUUCACGGUUUCAGUGUUUUAUGAAAAGCUAGACAACAUUCUGUGAUCGUUUUUUUGUGUUGACG
Messenger RNA from Caenorhabditis elegans, 1930 nucleotides. RefSeq names its product Prion-like-(Q/N-rich)-domain-bearing protein (gene pqn-89). The record is from RefSeq and is marked reviewed. Bases 4 to 1368 code for a protein of 454 amino acids. NCBI's taxonomy places the organism in Eukaryota, Metazoa, Nematoda, Chromadorea, Rhabditida, Rhabditidae. The transcript has 10 exons.